Messenger RNA from Glossina fuscipes, 1211 nucleotides. RefSeq names its product meiotic recombination protein W68 (gene mei-W68). The transcript has 2 exons. The annotation marks the transcript as partial. The record is from RefSeq and is a predicted model, not a curated record. Gene Ontology annotation, biological process: reciprocal meiotic recombination; meiotic DNA double-strand break formation; meiotic DNA double-strand break processing. NCBI's taxonomy places the organism in Eukaryota, Metazoa, Arthropoda, Insecta, Diptera, Glossinidae. Gene Ontology annotation, molecular function: DNA topoisomerase type II (double strand cut, ATP-hydrolyzing) activity; ATP binding; DNA binding. Gene Ontology annotation, cellular component: nuclear chromosome.
GUUGAUCUUGAACUAGUCCUGCGUAACGACUUGAUUUUCACGAAUAGCGAAAUUCAGAUUAUUUCUUACCGAUGUGCAGCCAGUCGCGAAAGGUUUACACUCUUUAUUUGUAUUCUGGCGGAAAUACAUAAUCUUUUGUUGGCCCAUUCUUAUUGCACAUAUCGUGAACUUUUCUACAGGAAUUCUGAAUUAGCUGAUAGUCAAUCGAAGAUUCAACGAGCGGUGAAUGAUUUGUGUUACGUACUUAACACAACGUUUUGGAAUUUGGGUGUGUUUGCCAGCAGUAAAGGACUAAUGGCAGGUUCUCUUCUUAUUUAUAUGAGUAAUGGCGAUGUUAUUAACUACAAAGCACCCUCCUUUGUGCCAACAAAUUUUACCUAUAUUGAUCGCCUUCAAACUACAGCGUCUUAUAUACUGUUAGUGGAAAAAGAUACAGUAUUUGAAAAAAUGCUAUCAACACGAAUUUUUUCACUAAUACACGAAAAUAUCAUAUUAGUAACCGGUCGUGGUUAUCCCGAUAUUGCAAGCCGAUGGAUAUUGCAACGUCUGCAUACGGAACAUAGAUUAGCCAUCUAUAUGUUAGCUGAUGCUGAUCCAUGCGGCAUUGAAAUCAUGCUUAUCUAUCGUCACGGUUCUCUGACGCAAGCUGCAAAUGCGCUGCAAUUAACCUGCCCUCAUUUAAAAUGGCUGGGCAUUCAUCCAUCAGAUCUUAAACAUUUACGAAUACCUACCGAACCUUUAGUAUUAAACGAUUGCAGGAAAAUUGAGUUUCUCUUACGUAGAGAAUAUGUAGACAAUGGCGUUCGUCAGGAAUUGAAUAUUCUUAAAUACUUUUGUCGUAAGGCAAAACUAGAUAACAUGUCUAUUAACAAAUUUCAAAUGUUCGUGUGCGACUACAUCAUUAAUAAAAUCAAAAGGCAGAUUGUAAUAUAAUUAGGAGUAAAAGAAUUAAGCUACUAAAACUAAGCGAUUUUAAGUAUGCUUACAGUGAAUAAAUAGCAAAACAAUAACUUAUUUAUAGCUUUCAUGUUGAUAUGAAGUGUCCUUCCAUGUUCCCUUUCCAUUUGUUUAUUUCAUUGCUACAUUUUACAUUUUACGUCUUUUAUGGUGCCCUAAACACCGCAAUGGAGUAGUUUAUUCUCAUUUCGGCGCAAACUUUAUUGAUGUUUCACUUCAUAUAUAUGUAAGUCUAUGUACUCAUCGCCACUUUU